AUGUCAGUCUCCUACACGCCCACAGAGUGCUCCAACACCCUGUCAGUCUCCUACAUGCCCACAGUGUGCCCCUAUACCCUGCCAGUCUCCUACAUGCCCACAAUGUGCUCCAUCACCCUGUCAGUCUCCUACAUGACCACAGUGUGCUCCUACACCCUGUCAGUCUCCUACACGCCCACAGUGUGCUCCUAUACCGUCAGUAUCCUACAUGCCCAUAGUGUGCUCUAUUACCCUGUCAGUCUCCCUACAUGCCCACAAUGUGCUCCAUACCCUGUCAGUCUCCUACAUGACCACAGUGUGCUCCUACACCAUGUCAGUCUCCUACAUGCCCACAGUGUGCUCCUACACCCUGUCAGUCUCCUACACGCCCACAGUGUGCUCCUACAUCCUGUCAGUCUCCUACAUGCCCACAGUGUGCUCCUACACCCUGUCAGUCUCCUACAUGCCCACAGUGUGCUCCUACACCCUGUCAGUCUCCUACAUGCCCACAGUGUGCCCCUAUACCCUGUCAGUCUCCUACAUGCCCACAAUGUGCUCCAUCACCCUGUCAGUCUCCUACAUGACCACAGUGUGCUCCUACACCCUGUCAGUCUCCUACACGCCCACAGUGUGCUCCUACACCCUGUCAGUCUCCUACAUGGCCACAGUGUGCUCCUACAACCUGUCAGUCUCCAACAUGCCCACAGUGUGCUCCUAUACCCUGUCAGUUUCCUACAUGACCACAGUUUGCUCCUACACCCUGUCAGUCUCAAACAUGCCCACAGUGUGCUCCUACACCCUGUCAGUCUCCUACAUGACCACAGUGUGCUCCUACACCAUGUCAGUCUCCUACAUACCCACAGUGUGCUCCUAUACCCUCCUACGUGCCCAUAGUGUGCUCCUACACCAUGUCAGUCUCCUACAUGCCCACAGUGUGCUCCUAUACCCUGUCAGUUUCCUACAUGAGCACAGUGUGCUCCUACACCCUGUCAGUCUCUUACAUGCCCACAGUGUGUUCAUAUACCCUGUCAGUCUCCUACAUGACCACAGUGUGCUCCUACACCAUGUCAGUCUCCUACGUGCCCAUAGUGUGCUCCUACACCAUGUCAGUCUCCUACAUGUCCACAAUGUGCUCUUACACCCUCCUACGUGCACAUAG
Pelobates cultripes (western spadefoot toad) is the source of this 1138-nucleotide messenger RNA. The record is from the annotation of a GenBank genome assembly. Lineage: Eukaryota; Metazoa; Chordata; Amphibia; Anura; Pelobatidae.